UCAUUUUCCUCGGCGGUGGAGAAAUUCCAGGCCAGACUGGACCUACACGACGACGAAGUACACUGAUUUUUCCUCUCAGCCUAAAAUAGUCCUCAAGUUAAGAUAACAAAGUCACGAUGGUAGCAAAAGACAGAGUCAAAAAGAAACGCCCCACCCUACCCCUUCCCCCUGAUGAGGAUGAAGAAGAAGCUGCCACCAGCAGUAGUGUCGACGUCAAACCAAAAAUUGUGCAAGAUCCAGUCAAAGCUUCAUACGAUGCGUUCGUUGCUCUUCCAAUAAAAACUAUACAGGAAAAAUGGAAACUCGUCCCCGCCUUUCUCGAAGCGAAAGGCCUGGUAAAACAGCACAUCGACUCUUUCAACUAUUUUAUCAACGUUGACAUCAAGAAGAUCAUCAUGUCGAAUGCUCGCGUCGUUUGUGACGUGGAUCCGUCCUUUUACCUGAAAUACUUGAACGUGUACAUCGGUCUGCCCGAUGUUGAGGAGGGUUUCAACAUAUCCAAACCAACGACACCUCACGAAUGCCGACUUCGUGACAUCACCUACUCCGCCCCCAUCACGGUCGAUAUUGAGUACAUCCGCGGAACGCAGAGAGUCCUUCGGAGCGGUUUGCCGAUUGGGAGGAUGCCGAUCAUGCUGCGUUCCUCGAAUUGCAUCCUAAAUGAGAAAUCUAAUGCGGAAUUGUCGAAAUUAAACGAAUGUCCGUACGACCCGGGCGGUUAUUUUGUUGUGCGAGGAACGGAAAAAGUAAUCCUGAUUCAGGAGCAGUUAUCCAAAAAUAGGAUAAUUGUCGAGGAGGAUAGAAAAGGCGAGGUCACGGCGCAGGUGACGAGUAGCACGCAUGAGAAGAAAUCGAGGACGAACAUCGCCAUAAAACAUGGGCGAUUCUACCUCCGUCACAACACAUUGCAGGAGGACAUUCCCGUGACCGUGAUUUUACGCGCCAUGGGGAUCGAGUCAGACCAAGAGAUCGUACAGCUUAUCGGUCCUGAAGACUAUAUCAUUGAGUCACUCGUCGCCACGAUUGAGGAGACGCAAAAGCUGAACAUUCACACGCAGGAACAGGCCGUGAAAUAUUUGGGGACAAAAUUGAGACAGAGACGGUUCGGCCCUCCGCUCGGAUUCGUAGCGAAAAAGAAGUCCGUGGAGGACGAAGUGAAAGACUUGUUGGCGACCACAAUUCUACCGAACGUUCCCGUGGUGGAGUUCAACUUCAAGUUGAAAGCCAUGUACACAGCGAUGAUGGUUCGAAGGGUGAUCCAAGCUCAGUCCGACCCCUCAAUGAUUGACGACAGGGAUUAUUAUGGAAAUAAAAGGAUGGAGUUGGCCGGCUCCCUUCUCGCCCUCCUCUUUGAAGAUCUGUUCAAAAAGUUCAAUUGGGAGCUGAAAACCAUAGCGGAAAAGAACAUCCCAAAAGUGAAGGCUGCCGUGUUCGACGUGGUGACACACAUGCGACAAGACCAGAUCACGAAUGGACUGGAGAACGCGAUUUCUACCGGAAACUGGACUAUCAAACGUUUCAGGAUGGAGCGGAUGGGUGUGACGCAAGUCCUUUCUCGCCUCUCGUACAUUUCCUGCUUGGGAAUGAUGACCCGGGUCAAUUCGCAGUUUGAAAAGACGCGGAAAGUGUCUGGACCAAGAUCCCUGCAAGCUUCGCAGUGGGGAAUGAUGUGUCCCGCGGACACCCCGGAAGGCGAGGCGUGCGGCCUGGUAAAAAAUCUAUCUCUGAUGACCCACAUUACUACGGAAGUGGAGGAGGAGCCGAUAGUUCGCCUCAUCUUUAACCUUGGCGUGGAGGAUGUGAUGCUCAUGUCGGGCGAGGAAUGUCACGACCCAUCCUGUUUCGUCGUCUUUUUAAAUGGAGGGAUUGUCGGAAUCGUUCAAAACCAUACUCGCUUUAUCUACACGUUUCGAAAUUUGCGAAGACUCGGCUAUAUUUCCGGUUUUGUCAGCAUCUACCCCGACCUGAAACAAAGAGCAAUCUACAUAAGUUCCGACAUGGGGAGGUUGUGCAGACCGUACGUCAUCGUGCUUGCUGGAAAACCGCUGCUGACGAAGAAACACAUUGCCGAGUUGAAGAAAGGACUCCGCUCCUUUGAUGACUUCCUGACCGAGGGGAUCGUCGAAUACUUGGACGUGAACGAGGAGAACGACUCCUUCAUCGCCAUGUACGAACAUUUAAUUCAAAAGGACACGACUCAUUUGGAGAUCGAACCCUUCACCCUGCUCGGCGCUUGUGCAGGCCUCGUCCCGUAUCCGCAUCAUAACCAGAGUCCUCGAAACACUUAUCAGUGUGCUAUGGGAAAACAGGCGAUGGGAACGAUCGGUCUGAACCAGAAGAACCGGAUUGACACGCUGAUGUACAACCUGGUCUACCCGCAGAAACCCAUGGUAAAGUCGAGAACGAUCGAACUGAUAAAUUUCGAACAGCUUCCGGCCGGUCAGAAUGCCAUCAUUUGUGUUAUGAGCUACUCCGGAUAUGACAUCGAGGACGCCCUCAUUCUCAACCGGUCGUCUCUCGAUCGAGGUUAUGGGCGUUGUUUGGUCUAUCGAAAUGCAAAGUGUACCCUGAAGCGGUACGCGAAUCAAAGUUUUGAUCGCGUCAUGGGGCCCGUGGUUGAUGCCACGUCGAAAAAACCGAUCUGGCGGCACGAGUGGCUCGACGGGGAUGGGAUUGCGCUCCCAGGGUCGCACAUCCAGAAUAAGCAGGUGAUGAUCAACAAAUCGAUGCCGACCGUGACGCAAACGCCCGUCUCGAACGAAGACCCACGCAGUCAUGGCGAAGAGUAUAAAGAAGUGCCCAUCACGUAUAAAGGUUCCGUCCCCUCCUACGUGGAAAAGGUCAUGAUUUCCUCGAACAAUGAGGACGCCCACAUCUUCAAAUUGCUCCUCCGUCAAACCAGACGGCCCGAGUUGGGGGAUAAAUUUAGCAGUCGGCACGGUCAGAAGGGUGUGACAGGUCUCAUCGUGCAACAGGAAGACAUGCCUUUCAACGAUAGAGGAAUUUGUCCCGACGUGAUCAUGAACCCGCACGGUUUCCCGUCUCGUAUGACGGUUGGAAAAUUGAUCGAGCUACUGGCAGGAAAGGCUGGCUUGUUGGAUGGCUGUUUUCACUAUGGGACAGCAUUCGGCGGAUCUAAAGUGACCGACGUGUGUGAAGACUUGGUCCGUCACGGGUACAACUAUCAAGGGAAGGACUUUUUCUACUCCGGUAUCACAGGCGAACCACUCGUCGGCUACAUUUACUCGGGACCUGUCUACUAUCAAAAACUGAAGCACAUGGUGCUGGACAAGAUGCACGCGCGUGCCCGUGGUCCCCGCGCGGUACUUACCCGUCAACCAACAGAGGGUCGUUCGAGGGAGGGAGGCCUCCGUCUGGGCGAGAUGGAGCGCGAUUGUCUGAUCGGUUACGGGGCGUCGAUGCUCCUUCUCGAACGGCUCAUGCUGUCCAGUGAUGUCUUCGAGGUGGAUGUUUGCAAUAAGUGCGGGAUUAUGGGCUACUCGGGAUGGUGUCACGGAUGCAAAUCUUCUCUUGACGUGUACACGAUAAAGAUUCCGUACGCGUGCAAACUUCUCUUUCAAGAAUUGCAGUCUAUGAACAUCAUUCCGCGUAUGCAGUUGACCAAAAUGGGAGUGGAUUGACGUUGAGAAAAAGACUAAUUAGAUAGUAAAUUAUUGACGUUUAGUUUUCAAAUAAUUAUACGAUUGUUCUCUUUCUAAUACAAAAAUGUGGUUGCUGAACGAAUAAAAAUGGUGGUAAUACUGAAUAAAGAACAUGAAAAGUAAAAGGAGAGUUUUCAAUUA
This is a messenger RNA of Folsomia candida, 3803 nucleotides long. RefSeq names its product DNA-directed RNA polymerase III subunit RPC2 (gene RpIII128). Gene Ontology annotation, cellular component: RNA polymerase III complex. Gene Ontology annotation, biological process: DNA-templated transcription. The coding region runs from base 117 to 3641 and encodes 1174 amino acids. The transcript has 17 exons. Gene Ontology annotation, molecular function: DNA-directed RNA polymerase activity; DNA binding; ribonucleoside binding. The record is from RefSeq and is a predicted model, not a curated record. NCBI's taxonomy places the organism in Eukaryota, Metazoa, Arthropoda, Collembola, Entomobryomorpha, Isotomidae.